Messenger RNA from Acanthoscelides obtectus, 2260 nucleotides. The record is from the annotation of a GenBank genome assembly. NCBI's taxonomy places the organism in Eukaryota, Metazoa, Arthropoda, Insecta, Coleoptera, Chrysomelidae.
UAUCAGUGGAAACUUUACGGCUCAAAUGUUAUGUCCAACAUAAACCGUUUAUCUAUAGACGCGAAAAAUUUAUCUAGUGCUUGUUGAAUAUCGGCUUCAUUUUUGAAUGUUCUACCUUACAGAAAACCUCAUAACAACAAGAAAAGAACAGCUAUCAAAACGCACACCAGUUCAGUUUAUCGGGAAGGCAGAAAAUGCUAGCUAGAAUUUUGUUGGUUGCAGCGGCACUGACGGUGCUGCAUGCAGAGGUAGUGCGUGUGAGGAGUUCAGGAAGGGAUGUUUUGAUUCAAACUGAUGAGAAGAAGAAAGAUUGGUGGCAAACUGCGACAUUCUAUCAGAUCUACCCCAAAUCAUUCAAAGACAGCGACGGGGAUGGUAUUGGAGACUUGCAAGGGAUACGCCAGAAGCUUGACUAUAUCCAGAGCCUGGGUGUUAGCGCUAUUUGGCUGUCGCCUAUCUACAAGUCACCUUUAAAAGAUGGAGGGUAUGACAUCAGCGAUUUCAGGGAUGUUCAUCCUCAGUUUGGAACUUUGGCAGAUUUUAAGGAGCUGUUGGAGGACGCUCAUCAGAGAGGUAUCAAGGUUAUACUGGACUUCGUACCGAACCAUACAAGUGACCAACAUGUUUGGUUUCAAUUAUCAGCAAACAGAGUCGCAGGAUAUGAAGACUAUUACAUCUGGGCAGAUCCAAAAGGGAGUGGUGCAGUACAGGUCGUACCUAACAAUUGGCUCAGUGUAUUCAAAGGUUCUGCAUGGACGUUUCAUCCAGUUAGGCAGCAAUUCUAUUACCACCAAUUCUUGAAAGAGCAGCCAGAUCUGAAUUUCAGAAACGAUAGGGUGAGACAAGAAAUGAAAGAUGUGCUUACCUAUUGGCUAGACGCGAUGGAUGUAGAUGGUGUGAGAAUAGAUGCUGUUCCACACUUGAUAGAAGAUAAUGAUCUGAGUGAUGAACCUAAAUCUGCCAACGCUGCAAACUAUAAGCCUACUGACUUUGAAUACUUAGAACAUACUCGCACUGUGAACCAGAAUGGAUCUUUUGAACUUGUGUAUGAGUGGAGAUCACAUUUAGAUGAAAUUUCCAAGAAAAAAAUAGUACCAGGUAGGGUAAUGAUGACAGAGGCAGCUACUGAUAUUGACCAGGUUAUUCGAUAUUAUGGUGAAAACGACACGAAUGGAGCACAUUUUUCGUUUAACUUUUGGUUGGAGGAUCUAACCGACAAAAAUAUCAAUGCAGAUAAGCUAGAAGGUAUAAUUUCCAUAUGGAUGCAAAAAUUGUCGGAGCAUGGUUACACACCGAACUGGGUGUUAGGUAAUCAUGAUAACCACAGGAUAGCAACAAAAGUUGGAGUAAACAUAGCAGAUGGUCUUAACAUGCUCACAGGUUUCUUGCCAGGUGUACAAGUGACGUAUGCUGGAGAAGAAAUAGGAAUGGAAGAUGGAGAAGUUGACUGCGAGCAUGGCGAUGACUUUCACGAAGAUUGCAGUAUGUAUAAACGUAUGUCCAGGGACUUCGAGAGGACUCCUUUCCAGUGGGAUGACUCCACGACGGCCGGGUUUUCAACAAACAACGAAACAUGGUUACCCGUCAGUCCUAAAAAGGACAAGUGCAAUGUGAAAGCGCAACAAGAUAGCGAACGUAGCCACCUCAAGACUUAUAUGAACAUAGAGAAACUCAGGAAGCAGUUUGGAAAACUCUCUGAUGAUGUCUACACCUUCAAAAUUGGAGAUGAUAAUGCUGUGCUAGAUUUGGUUAGGUACGUUGAGAACGAUGUAAAGAAUGUAGGCCUGUGUGCCUAUCACUUCCUUUUCAACUUGAAAAAUGGGUACAACAGCUUCGAUUUCACCGACAGUGUUAAGGAGAAGAGAUAUGUAGUUCUGGCGACAAGCAGUAAUGGCACACACGCUGUUGGUGACAUAAUCGAAGAUUCUCACCUAGGACUAGAUCCAUUUGAAGCUGUGAUCCUGAAGACUAACAAGGCAACUGCUCUGGUCGGAGGAAUUCUAAUGCCUUUAGCAGUGAUGGUUCAUUUUUAUAGACUCGUUCAAGCAUUUUGAUUAUUGAUACUAAAAUAUUCAGAUAACUACACCGGGGUAGGGCUUAAUGUCUGUAUCGCAUUGAUAUAAAUAGACACUAAUAUAAACACUUCCAUUAGAUUAUAGUAUGUUACAAAUUGUAGGCGAUGGUCAAGAAAAUAAAUUGAUGGCACUGGACUUUUUGAGAUUACCUGUAUUUUUGUUCCAUACAGAUGUAACAUAAUCAU